AUGGGUGUGGGUGUCGAAGCAGGGCGGGUGAGGAGGAGGCGGAGGCCGUGGCGGGGGCGCGGCGCGGGGGUGGCGCACUGCCCGCGCCGCAGCGCGCUGGUCGCCGACGAGCGACCGCCACCGGCUCACGCCCUCGCCGACGCCCACGCCGCCCACGCGCGCUCCCUCCGCUCCGUCGGCGCCGCGCUCCACGCCCUCCUCCGCUCCCCCUUCCCCUCCCCCCACUCCUCCUCUCUCCCCCUCCCCCCUCACCGCAAGCUCGACCACCCCCCACCCCCUCCUCCUCCUCUUAACCCCCUCCUCCCCUCCUCCCCCUCCUCCUCCCACCUCCAUUUCCACUCCUCCGAUUCCGAUUCCGAUUCCGAAUCUGCCCCGGUCGCCCCCUCCUUCGUCAACCUCAGCUACGCCCGCAACCACCCCGCCCCCGCCUCCUCCGCCGCCCAAUUCCCUUCCUCCAACUACCAAUUCCCGCCCCCAAGCUCCGAUUUUUACCCCCCCUACUCCUACCCUUAUACGAGCGACGGAGCCGCAGGGGCCUUCUUUGGGCCCUCUUACCCCCUCCCCCCUCCUCCCUCAACGGCGGCGGCGGCGGCGGCGGCGGCCGGUUCGGGCUCUCCGUCGUCGUCCAAAGAGCCCCCGCCGCCGCCUUCGCCGCCGAGAGGCUCCUCCUGGGACUUCCUCAACCCCUUCGAGUCCUACGAUAGCUACUACGCCGCGGCGAACGCCUCUGGCCGGAGCUCGAGGCGGGUGAGGGAGGAGGAAGGGAUCCCCGAGCUCGAAGACGAUCGGCGCGACGUUGUUACAGGAACGAAUGGGGAGCUAAAGAGGUCAUCGGUUUCGUCCUCUGGUAAAGCGGCUGUAGCGGAGGACGACGGUGCGUCGAUUAAGAGGGGUGGUGGUAGUGGCAGCAGCAGCAGCAGCAGUGGCACUUGUAGCUUGGAGCGCGAAGAUCGUGCGGCGGAGAAGAGUGCGGCGGGUUGAGGAGGGGAGAGGCGGAGCGCGGUCGGGCUCGGCGCGGGCCGGACGUACGGUGAUGAUUCGGAGGUGGCGCAGGAGAUUAAGGCCCAGUUCGAGAGGGCGUCGGAGUCGGCCGAUCGAGUUUCCAAGAUGCUUGAAGUGGGAAAGCUCCCUUACCAUCACAAGCAUUCUUCCUAUAAAGUGUCAGCAAAGAUGAUUUGCGGGUUACCGGCUCUCUCCGCUUCUACGGACGAGGACUUGUAUCAUUUCGAAGAAGACAAGGCGAUGGAUUGCGGUAACCUCUCUUCAACAUUGCAGAAGCUGCACAUGUGGGAGAACAAGCUUCUUGAGGAAGUAAAGGAUGAGGAGAAGAUGAGGGUGCUCUACACUACAAAAUGUGAGGAAAUGAAGCACCUCGUUGAUAGAGGCGCAGAGGCCCAAAAGAUUGAGGCGAUCCAGAGUUCCCUUAGGAAGUUAUCCAUGAGGAUAAGAAUAGCCAUUCAGGUUAUUGAUCAUAUUUCGAAGCAGAUCAGUAGGCUAAGAGAUGAAGAGUUAUGGCCGCAGACGUUUGAGCUAGUCCAAGGAUUAACGAAAAUGUGGGGAAUGAUGUCAGAAUGCCACUGUACUCAACUCCAAGCCAUCUCGCAAGCCAAAAACUUACUUUCUAUUAUAUCUGGAGGCAGGCUCACUGAUGCCCACAUGACAGCAAUUAGGCAGCUUGAGCUUGAGCUUCUGGAAUGGAUUAUUAACUUCUCCAGUUGGGUAAGUGCUCAGAGGAGCUUUGUGAAAGCACUUAACGGUUGGCUUGUGAAAGGGCUCAAUUACGUACCUGAGGUAACCGAAGAUGGUGUUCCUCCAUUUUCUCCAGGUCGAUUGGGAGCGCCUCCUAUCUUUGUAAUAUCUAAUCAUUGGUCACAGAUUAUGGAUAGGAUAUCCGAGAUAGAAGCAGUCGAAGCUAUGCAGGUUUGUGCAUCCAUUGUUUUUAACUUAUGGGAGCAACAUAAUUCAGCGCAGCGCCAGGAUUCGAUUGCGAAUAGGGAUACUGAUAGAGCCCGUAGAAUAAUGGAUAAGGAGCGGCAAUUCAUGCACAAGGCAAUUGAGGCACAAAGUAGGAAAAUGUUACACAUAUCGGGUCAGAGUGGUGCGCCCUUAGCCGAACCGGUGGCAGGCCCGGGGGGUGAGAUGAGGAGUUUGCAGUCUAGCUUAAGUCAAAUAUUCGAAGCCAUGGAAAGUUUUACUGCUAUUUCCACGAAAGCGUAUGAAGAAUUACACGCCCGUGCAGAGGAAGAAAAGGAGAAGCUGGCGAGAGAGAAUGCAAUAGGUCCCUCAAGUUCAUCUAGGACUUAAAAUUUAACACAUGAAAUUUAAUUCAUGGAUGCUGAUGGUUAUGGAGGUCUCCAAAUUGCAAAUUUUAGUUGGUUGGUCUCCCCAAUUAGUCCCCAUUCUUCCUGGGGUCAGACCAAGGGAGCUGCUCGGUUGGAGUAUCGUUGCCAGUUCAAGGAGCUCAUCAAUGGCUCGUAGACUUUGAGGUUGUCGAUGCGAGAAAUCGUCAUCAUGAUGGUGGUCGAUGAUGAUUGAACCAACAUGCAAAAGCUUCCACCUCUGCUGCUCGGAAAAGAAGAGAGCAACUGUCGAAAAGAACUGAACAAAUGUUAAAAAUAAGCGGUAGCGAUGUCACAUUGUUGGCAUCUCAGGUUACACUUUCAAUGGCAAUGCGCAAACCGAAUCAGUAUCUGCUUCAGCCUCAGACAAAUCACAGAUGGAAUGAGAUGAGAAAGAGCAGCAUUUGGUGAGAAUAAUCCACAAGUUUAUUCGCGAUCGGUGUCGGACUCCGAAAAUGCAAUGUAUCGACCACUUACAUUAUACUUGUAAUUAAUACGAAGUUCUCUGUUUCAUAGAAUGCAUGAGAUUAACUUGAUUCCAUUUGUAGGGACGAAAAUAGUUCUAAUCUUUCUUUUCUCUGUAAAUUACGCAGAAUUCAGUUCAACAAUGUUCUUUCAACUGAUCAAUUAAAUUUAUGUCAGAACAGACUCAUUGAUUUUAUUCA
Messenger RNA from Ananas comosus (pineapple), 3004 nucleotides. RefSeq lists its product as uncharacterized. The record is from RefSeq and is a predicted model, not a curated record. NCBI's taxonomy places the organism in Eukaryota, Viridiplantae, Streptophyta, Magnoliopsida, Poales, Bromeliaceae.